Messenger RNA from Hyla sarda, 1839 nucleotides. RefSeq lists its product as uncharacterized. The record is from RefSeq and is a predicted model, not a curated record. The coding region runs from base 1 to 1839 and encodes 612 amino acids. The transcript has a single exon. Lineage: Eukaryota; Metazoa; Chordata; Amphibia; Anura; Hylidae.
AUGUUGUGCAAUACAGCCCCAGACAAGCUGCGCUCCCCAUUACCCCCAGACAAGCUGCGCUCCCCGUUACCCCCAGACAAGCUGCGCUCCCCGUUACCCCCAGACAAGCUGCGCUCCCCGUUACCCCCAGACAAGCUGCGCUCCCCGUUACCCCCAGACAAGCUGCGCUCCCCAUUACCCCCAGACAAGCUGCGCUCCCCAUUACCCCCAGACAAGCUGCGCUCCCCAUUACCCCCAGACAAGCUGCGCUCCCCAUUACCCCCAGACAAGCUGCGCUCCCCAUUACCCCCAGACAAGCUGCGCUCCCCAUUACCCCCAGACAAGCUGCGCUCCCCAUUACUCCCAGACAAGCUGCGCUCCCCAUUACCCCCAGACAAGCUGCGCUCCCCAUUACCCCCAGACAAGCUGCGCUCCCCAUUACCCCCAGACAAGCUGCGCUCCCCAUUACCCCCAGACAAGCUGCGCUCCCCAUUACCCCCAGACAAGCUGCGCUCCCCAUUACCCCCAGACAAGCUGCGCUCCCCAUUACCCCCAGACAAGCUGCGCUCCCCAUUACCCCCAGACAAGCUGCGCUCCCCAUUACCCCCAGACAAGCUGCGCUCCCCAUUACCCCCAGACAAGCUGCACUCCCCAUUACCCCCAGACAAGCUGCGCUCCCCAUUACCCCCAGACAAGCUGCGCUCACCGUUACCCCCAGACAAGCUGCGCUCACCGUUACCCCCAGACAAGCUGCGCUCACCGUUACCCCCAGACAAGCUGCGCUCACCGUUACCCCCGGACAAGCUGCGCUCACCAUUACCCCCGGACAAGCUGCGCUCCCCAUUACCCCCAGACAAGCUGCGCUCACCUUUACCCCCAGACAAGCUGCGCUCACCAUUACCCCCAGACAAGCUGCGCUCACCAUUACCCCCAGACAAGCUGCGCUCACCAUUACCCCCAGACAAGCUGCGCUCACCAUUACCCCCAGACAAGCUGCGCUCACCAUUACCCCCAGACAAGCUGCGCUCACCAUUACCCCCAGACAAGCUGCGCUCCCCAUUACCCCCAGACAAGCUGCGCUCCCCAUUACCCCCAGACAAGCUGCGCUCCCCAUUACCCCCAGACAAGCUGCGCUCCCCAUUACCCCCAGACAAGCUGCGCUCCCCAUUACCCCCAGACAAGCUGCGCUCCCCAUUACCCCCAGACAAGCUGCGCUCCCCAUUACCCCCAGACAAGCUGCGCUCCCCAUUACCCCCAGACAAGCUGCGCUCCCCAUUACCCCCAGACAAGCUGCGCUCCCCAUUACCCCCAGACAAGCUGCGCUCCCCAUUACUCCCAGACAAGCUGCGCUCACCAUUACCCCCAGACAAGCUGCGCUCCCCAUUACCCCCAGACAAGCUGCGCUCCCCAUUACCCCCAGACAAGCUGCGCUCACCAUUACUCCCAGACAAGCUGCGCUCCCCAUUACCCCCAGACAAGCUGCGCUCCCCAUUACCCCCAGACAAGCUGCGCUCCCCAUUACCCCCAGACAAGCUGCGCUCCCCAUUACCCCCAGACAAGCUGCGCUCCCCAUUACCCCCAGACAAGCUGCGCUCCCCAUUACCCCCAGACAAGCUGCGCUCCCCAUUACCCCCAGACAAGCUGCGCUCCCCAUUACCCCCAGACAAGCUGCGCUCCCCAUUACCCCCAGACAAGCUGCGCUCACCAUUACUCCCAGGCUCCUGGUCUUGGCUUCAUUUCUGCUCUGACAGCAGAUCUUAUACUUGGGGACUUUCACUACUUCAAACUGUGGGUGUAAAUGUUGGAUUAAUGAUGACGAUGAUCUGCAUGGAAACUCCCCAUGUCUGGUGCUAUCGAUGA